AGCACAGGCUUCAGAUAAGCAAUCAAGUGCUUCCUCCACUGAUCUACACAGCCUUCCACUGACAAAGGUUUCCUAUCUGCAUUUGGCUUGCAUAAUUAAUAUUUGUGGAAUUGAAUUGAACUGAGUUGAGCAAAUAUUCUUCAUCACAUUUCACUUCAUUCAACAGGACACUGAUUCAUUUCUAUUCUUUGGAUGAAAACCAUGCUUACAUUUAUCGUGAUGAGUAUGUUGAUGUUGCCAAUUGUUGGUGGACAAGCUGGGGAUACACCUGACCUUCCAUCAGAAACAACUCAAGGAUUUCCAAGAAAUAUAAAUAACAUCACAUUCUUCAAUGGAGCAUUUAAAGAUGUAGAAAGUGUAACAUUAUUUUUUGACUGCUUGGGCUCCCAUUUUACCUGGCUGCAGGCCAUCUUCACGAACUUCCCCGCCUUGUUCCAUUUUGUGAACAAGUUGAAGUGUGUGGCUGGCCUCUGUCCCAAGGACUUUGAAGACUAUGGCUGUGCCUGCCGGUUUGAAAUGGAGGGGGAACCCAUAGAUGAGACUGACAGUUGUUGUUUCCAGCACCGAAAAUGUUAUGAAGAUGCUGCUGAAUUGGAGUGCACCCAAGACUUAAUCAGAGUUUCCACUGAUGUUACUUGUAGCAAUCAAAACAUGACUUGUGAGUCCAAGGAUCUUUGUGAAAAUCUUCUAUGCAAUUGUGAUAAAACUGCCAUUGAGUGUUUUCUUCAUUCACAUAUCAACUCUUCCCUCAAUGGGCUUGACAUUGCCCUCUGCAUCCCCACAGUCACAGAUAUGAACAGCAAGGAAGAGACCAUGGCCCUCCCAACUGACCUCACACCUAAAGUUCCUACAGACAGCAGCUUGAAGGAUUCCUCUGUGGAAGCUAUUGUCAGAGGCCAUGAAGGCACAAUACAUCCAGAUACUGUAGCAGUGAAAGGACCCAUACAGCCUGUUUCCAUAAUGAAAGGAGUAACAAUUGCUCUGUCUGGUCUUAAACCUGUGGAGUCAGAUGUACAAGCUUCCCAACUGAUCCCUAAGGAGACAACAGGAAAAGAUUGUGACAGAUUCACCUUGGUGCAACUGGGAGAAAGUGGAGAAGUCAAGCACGAGAUGCCCCAGAUUGGAGAAAUGCUCUAUUGUCUGACAGCUCGGUGCCCAGAGGACUUUGAAUCUUAUGGUUGUUAUUGUGGUCAAGAAGGAAGGGGAGACCCUGUUGAUCCCUUAGAUAGAUGUUGCUUUUCACAUCAUUGUUGCUUAGAACAAGUGAAGAAAUUUGGCUGUGAUUUAGACAGAAGUUCAGGAUCCAAAGUGACAUGUGAGGAUCGCAAAGCAAAAUGUAAAGGGCAGAGUCUGUGUGAGAAGCUUCUGUGCUCCUGUGAUCAGACGGCUGCGGAGUGUAUGGCUGCUGCUGCAUUCAAUGAAAGUCUCAGAUUCUGGAGCAGAUCCAAAUGCCAGGACAAUGGAACACUAUGUGAAAACAGUAACCAUGAAUGGCCUUUGGCUCCUACUGGUUUAGGGACGAGGAGCUCAAGCUCUGAUGAGAACAGCAGUGAAGAGUCUAUUGCCUCCCAUGUGAGGGGUUUCAGAAGAAAGGAAAGAUUUUUGGGAAAGCUAUUUGGCAAUGCUGAUUCCAGAGCAGCCCAAGGACAAUAAUGUCAGAUGCCUUUUUAGUGAGAGAUACCAAAAGCAGGAGUUCUAGAUCUAUAUUGUUCCAAAUUUUAGCUUUCUGAAGCCUUGGGUGCUUCAUCAUCCUAAUCAUCAUAAUGAUGAUCUUCUACCUUUCUCUCCACAGGUGUGAUGGGAAGAUUGAAUAAAUAAAGAAGGCACUUUGCAAGUUAGGAGUCUUACACACAGAAAAGGCAUUAUUAUUGUCAUACUUGUUAGAAUGCAAAAUCAGAGGGGUCUGGAUACAGUUUUCUGAUUUGUACUGCAUGCAUUGUAUUAUGGAAAUUAAAUAAACAUUCAAAUUA
Molecule: messenger RNA, 1970 nt
Organism: Sarcophilus harrisii (Tasmanian devil)
Lineage: Eukaryota; Metazoa; Chordata; Mammalia; Dasyuromorphia; Dasyuridae
Gene: OC90
Product: otoconin 90
Exons: 13
Coding region: 193-1653 (486 amino acids)
Biological process (GO): phospholipid metabolic process; lipid catabolic process; arachidonate secretion
Cellular component (GO): extracellular matrix
Molecular function (GO): phospholipid binding; calcium ion binding
Source: RefSeq, a predicted model, not a curated record